Rhincodon typus (whale shark) is the source of this 1686-nucleotide messenger RNA. It is a transcript of the gene abhd5a, whose product is annotated as abhydrolase domain containing 5a. The coding region runs from base 120 to 1154 and encodes 344 amino acids. The transcript is spliced from 7 exons. Gene Ontology annotation, biological process: positive regulation of triglyceride catabolic process; negative regulation of triglyceride storage. Lineage: Eukaryota; Metazoa; Chordata; Chondrichthyes; Orectolobiformes; Rhincodontidae. The record is from RefSeq and is a predicted model, not a curated record. Gene Ontology annotation, cellular component: lipid droplet.
CUCCUAAUUCUUCGUCAAGAUGGCCGCUCAGACCUCCCAGCCGGAGACAAGGGUUGAUCUUGUCCCGCCGCCGCCUCGUUGUUCAUGCGCGUGGUGGAUGACGUCAAGCCGGGAAUAAUAUGGCGGCGGACUCCUCCGGGCCAGGACUGUUAGGAUGGCUUCUCAGUUGGCUGCCUACUUGGUGUCCCACAUCUUUGUCUCUUCUCAAGGAUGCUGAGGAUAAAAUGUUACAGGGUGUCAGAAGUAAAUUUACGAAAAAAUAUAUUACGCUAUCAAGUGGCAACAAGAUAUGGACACUAAUAUUCAAUCAGGACACUCAUAACAAAACUCCACUUGUUCUGAUUCAUGGAUUUGGAGGGGGAGUUGGACUUUGGACUUUGAACUUUGAUGCACUUAGCCUACAACGCACUGUAUAUGCUUUUGACCUCAUAGGUUUUGGUCAAAGUAGUAGACCUCAUUUCAGCUCUGAUUCAAUACUGGCAGAAACACAAUUUGUGGAGUCUAUAGAGGAAUGGAGAGCUACAGUGGGAACAGAGGAAAUGAUUUUGUUGGGACAUAAUCUUGGAGCUUAUUUGGCUGCAUCAUACACAAUUAAAUAUCCACAAAGGGUAAAGCACCUCAUUUUGGUUGAGCCAUGGGGAUUUCCAGAGCGACUUAACCACACAGAACAGGAGCGACCAAUGCCAAUCUGGAUAAAAGCCCUAGGUGCAAUCCUGAGUCCCUUCAACCCAUUGGCAGGCCUUCGACUGGCUGGACCCUUUGGUCCGAUUCUGGUUCAACGAUUAAGGCCAGACUUCAAACAAAAGUUCUCCUCGGUUUGCGAAGAUGAAAAUACUGUCACCGAGUAUAUUUAUCACUGCAAUGCACAAACUCCCAGUGGUGAAGUUGCUUUCAAGAACAUGACUAUACCUUACGGCUGGGCCAAACAACCAAUGCUAUUGCGGAUCAAUCAGAUACAAGAGCACAUCUCCAUCACAGCAAUUUAUGGAGCACGCUCUUGCAUAGAUGGCUACUCUGGAAAACAGAUCAAAGCACUAAGACCAACAUCCUCUGUCAACAUAAUAGCAAUUCGAGGUGCAGGCCAUUAUGUGUAUGCUGAUCAACCAGAAGACUUCAAUCAAACAGUUCUGGGAAUCUGCAGUACUGUAGACUAAUAAUUGUACUGAGAAUUUACUGUUCUGUACUUUAACAAUCGCAACACUGGGAAUCUGCAUUCCUGUAAAUUGCCAAUCAGACAAUGCUAAGAAUCUGCAGUUCUGUAUAUUAAUCAUUCAGUCUUGGAUUUCUGCAGCACUUCUAACUAACCUGUGCAUUUCUAAUUCAAAAUGUAAUGAAUGCAAACAAGGAAGUCAAUGUAAACUACAUGAGCAUCAGAAGUUGCAUAAUCCUUUCUGAAACUUUGAAAUUCAAAAUGAGACUCAUGCCAAUAUCUUCCUGCUUUGUUGAAACAUUGUUUUGAAACUAUUUAGUAGUGUUAUUACCAAGUUUUAGUUUUGAUUACCUCUGCCAUGACAGCAUUUAAUUGUGCAAUAUUAAUUCUGAUGUCUUAUAACUAUUUAAUAUAUUUGUGCAAUUUUAGUGGUCUGAUUACAAAGAUUUUUGCUUUGAAAAUAUAAAAGCUGUUGAAAGAAAUUUAUUAAUUUAAAUUUACACUUAAAAUAUACCUUAGACGACAAAUUAUUUAAA